Messenger RNA from Amphibalanus amphitrite, 4064 nucleotides. Its product is annotated as nucleolar protein dao-5-like. The record is from RefSeq and is a predicted model, not a curated record. The coding region runs from base 118 to 3015 and encodes 965 amino acids. The transcript is spliced from 7 exons. Gene Ontology annotation, cellular component: cytoplasm. Lineage: Eukaryota; Metazoa; Arthropoda; Thecostraca; Balanomorpha; Balanidae. Gene Ontology annotation, molecular function: RNA binding.
AAACAAUUGCUUCAGAGUAAAUAUCACGCUGCGUGAUAAGCGAUAAGACUGGGAAUUGAAAAGAGGAGGUGCUGCGAUUAUAAUUAUCAAUUUUCCCCGUACUCUUCUUCAUAAGUUAUGGCUGGUGUUCCACUGGUCACCAAAAAUGACUUCAGAAAGAAGGUAUGGGACCAUUUAGAAAAGAAUGAUUUGGCAGAGUUUCCAAGACCUGUGCAUAAUAGGAUCCCCAACUUCAAGGGCGGCGCGACGGCGGCGCACUCGCUGGCCGCACUCGACGAGUUCAAGCAGGCCAAGGUGGUGAAGGUGAACCCGGACAAGCCGCAGGAGACCGUGCGCUUCCUGGCACUGGAGGCGGAGAAGACGGUGCUGGUGCCGACGCCGCGGCUCCGUCACGGUCUGUUCAACCGGCUGACGCCGCCGGGACUCUCCAAGGAAGAGCUGCGCCGCGUGUCACGCGCCGAGGGCGUCAGCAAGUUCAGCUCGCCCGUCGGACUGGACAACAUCGUGCCCGUGGACCUGAUCGUCGUCGGAUCGGUGGCCGUCUCCAAGGAUGGAUACCGAAUCGGCAAGGGCGAGGGCUACGCUGACCUGGAGUACGCGAUGGCUCGCGGCUCGGGGGCCGUCUCCGAGGAUACGCUGGUCAUCACCACCGUCCACGACGACCAGGUGUUCGCCUCGCUGCCGCCGGAGCUGUUCGGCUCCCACGACCUCACCGUGGAUGUGAUCGUGACACCGACCCAGGUGAUCCGCGUCAGCAAGCGGCACCCCAAGCCGACCGGCAUCAUCUGGAAGCUGGUCACACCGCGCAAACUGAAGGCCAUCCCCGUCCUGAAGGCUCUGCGUGAGGUCGAGGCAGUGGCCGGCAAGGACGUGACACUCGGAGAACCAACGGAGGCCGAGCUGGAGGACGCCGCCGCGCGCAAGGGCCGCCGGCUGCGGGCCGACAUGGCCCCCGACUCCGGCCGGCCGGCCGGUCCCGGCGGGCCGCGCCGCCGCCGCCGAGAGGUGGGCGCCGGUGACGCCGAGCCCUCGCACAGCGACUACGACGAUGACGGCACGGACAAGCGGCGCCGGCGGCGUCCGGCCGCGCCGCGCCGCCGCCGCCGCGUCGCCAGUGACGCGGCCGCGAGCGACGCUCAGGAGGAGCCCGAGGACGAGAUGCGCCACCAGCAGCGCCGCCGGCGCCGGCCGCCGCCGCCAGUCGAGCCGGUGCGACACGCAGACGAGGAGACGCGGCGGCCGCGCGUGCGUCGCGAACGGCCGCCCAUCGACCACGCCGACGGCCUGACUGUGAUCGUGCGCCGGAUCCCGUCCGACGCACGACCCCGCGAUCUGCGCGAGGCCAUCAUGGCGGCCGACUCUCCGGCCACCAUCCUCUCGUGGAAGGGCCGCCAGGGCGUGGCGCUGCUGCGCCUGCGCUCGGCGGAAGAUGUGGAGCAUCUCCUGGAUGCCGGGGACAGCUUUAAGCUCGUCAACGAAGUGGUGUUGCUGGAGAAGUACGACCAGAAGCGCGCCGCGCCGCCCGCAGACCGGCCAGCUCGCUCGGAGAGGGCGGACCGCUCAGAGCGGCCCGAGAAGGCUGAGCGCGCCGAGCGGGGUGAGCGCAAGGAGCGCAGUGAGCGGAGGAGGCGGCCGGAGCGCGAGGAUCGGUCGCGCAGCGGCGGGCGCCGCCGGCAGGGCCCGCGGCCCGUCUCGCACGAGGAGGCUGAACUGACGGUGUUCAUCGGUCGGCUGCCGGCCACCACACGCGUACGCGAGCUGCGCGCCGCGCUGCUGGCUGCCGGCGCGCAGGAGCCCUCCAUCGCGUGGAAGGGACGCCGCGGCAUGGCGUUCGUGCGCCUCAAGACCCCGGAGGCUGCCGAGCAGCUGGUGGCCGCCGCCGACCAGCUGAAAGUGAUCAGCGACGAGCUGGUGGUGGAGCGAUACAAGGGCCGCGAGCACCACGACUCCGAGGACGGCGCAGAGGAGACGGAGAAGGCACCCGCCAGAAAACCCCGCAGGGAAGCUGCGGAGACGACCACCGUGGUUGGCAAUGGGGAGAGCGAGAGGGUGCCGACGGCUACUGUGAAGGAGGACGUCAAGCCGACAGUGGAUGGCUCAAAGAAGAAAGACAAGGCUGCUGAUGCUACGAACAGCACGGCGAAGCCCGCGGCUACGCCGGCUACGGAUUCGUCCAAAGCAGCCGCUGAUGGUGCGGCGAAACUCUCCAGUGAUUCCAAGCCUGCGGAAGCAGCGAAGUCACCACCAGCGAAUUCGAAACCAGCGCCAGUAAAAGAUGAGCCGGCACCCGCUAAGGCCGAGCCGGCACCCGCUAAGGCUGAGCCGGCACCCGCUAAGGCCGAGCCGGCACCCGCUAAAGCCGAGCCAGCACCUGCCAAUACUGAGCCAGCACCGGCUAAACCCGAGCCAGCUCCUGUCAAGACUGAGCCGGCACCCGCUAAAGCCGAGCCAGCUCCUGUCAAGACUGAGCCGGCACCCGCUAAAGCCGAGCCAGCACCCGCUAAGACGGAACCAGCACCUACAAAGGCGGAGCCAGCACCCGCAAAGACAGAGCCUGUGCCUUCAAAGACGGAGCCCGCACCUGCAAAGCCCGAGUCAACACCCGCUAAGACGGAGCCAGCCAAGACAGUGUCUGAGCCUGCAAAGGCGGCGGAACCAGCACCUGCCAAAGCGGAGCCGACGCCUGUAAAAGCAGAGCCGCCUGCUGCACUGGUUAAAACCGAGCCCGUCCAACCGGACCCAGCGUCCACUAAGAAGUCUGAGUCGACGCCGGCCGACAGUGAGCCUGCGAAAAAGGCUGCAGAGCCUGCCUCUGCGAAUGAGUCAACGCCGGUGAAGACGGAGUCAAACGCUGACAAACCGGACUCGAAACCACCGCCAGCGAACUCGGAACCGGCGAACGUGAAAGCAGAACCAGCAGAGACCGACUCCAAGGCGGACAGUGCUGCCGCUGAGAAGCCGGCGACUCCGUCCGAGACGACGAAUCAGGCGCCUGCGGGCGACGCCGCCGCCUAGUCUCUGCGGGCAGCGGACGCGGCUCCCGGCUGUGGCUGCCCCGUCACGCUGGCCGCUAACGCUGCCUGCCCUGAGCACACACUGCCAUACACCCAUGGGUAGAGCCCUUCCGUUUGCGUGCCGCUUGUAGGUGUUCUGGUGGCGACCGUCUUAGUCUGCGAGUACCUGGUGCGGCGCGCCUCCAGCCGCGCAGCCGCGCCGUGAGGCGGCACGCUGCGGCCGGUCGGCAGGCCGGCGCCGGCUCGGUGGUCGCCCGGCACCGGCCGCCGCCUGUCGUGCCAGUCGUGUGGUAUCGUCUCAUCCGCAUGCCGCCUGGGAGUCCGGUGAGCGACUGUAACUGUGUUCUUAUUAAGACAAUCUAGGUUUUGUGGGUGGUGUGGGCUCAGACUCGGGCGUACGUACCUUUGUGAGUUGUAUCAUCCGCAAGGGUUAGACAAGCGAUGACAAUAUCGGGAAUCUUGAAAAUCUAGGAAGAGCUUUCAAUGUGUGCAACUCUCGCUUAAAGUGCGACAAUAUGGAGAAUCUAAAGCGACCUCAUUCUUGCAGCCUUCGGUAACUCGAAGGAACUGAUGAAGAUACAUACUAUUCAAUGGUGCUCUCUAAAUCUCAAAAGCGAUGCUUCCUUCGUGCACAGAUGCGGGGCGAUUAGAAAUAUGGUUACUGGUUGCUUCACGUGUGUUCGUCUUAAUCAGAUCAUGCCUGCUCCAACCAUCAUGCACAGCUCAAAUUAACAUCUCAGAACUUUCCGUGCUGUUUUUCGCCGUUCGCCCUAAGACCUCUGGUUCCUUCGUUUGUUUCGUUUACCGGGGGACAGGCGCGCGGCGCCGCAUGCUUCAGUUGCAUAGUUGGCCGUGUGUUGGGCCGCGGAGGCUGAUCGUUUGUCGGUUUGUGUUGUGUGUUUGUGGUGCCGCGCGGGGCCGGUCGGUGGGCACCGACCGAUGGGCUGAGCCGUCCAGCGCUGAGGCGGCGUUUGUGUUGCGUUUAACCCUUGCUAGGAGCUGUGGGUUGAUAAUUAAUGUUGACUGGUUAUUAAUAAAUAUUUCAACUAA